This is a messenger RNA of Nerophis lumbriciformis (worm pipefish), 6910 nucleotides long. It is a transcript of the gene mon2, whose product is annotated as MON2 homolog, regulator of endosome-to-Golgi trafficking. The record is from RefSeq and is a predicted model, not a curated record. NCBI's taxonomy places the organism in Eukaryota, Metazoa, Chordata, Actinopteri, Syngnathiformes, Syngnathidae.
AGAAGCCAAGCUAACGGCCGCUGGUUGCUGCCCACUUAGCCGUACUUUGACAACCGCCUUUGAUGAAUGAACACGCAUAAGUAACACACAGUCAAAAGGGAGGUCAUGUUUUUCAUCAAGUCCAUGUCCGCCCUGUGAGAGGACAGCGGACAUAUGUCGGCGCCAUCGCUGCUGUGUUGCGCACCGGCGCUCCAAGCUGAGGAGAAGACGGGGACUACGGUGUUGAUGGACGGCGGGGUUUCGGUGCUCUUCUCCCGGGGACGCAAAUAAAACCGCGGCUGUUUUCUUUUUUUUUUCUUUUUGUAGUUUCUCCGUCGAAAGACACUUUCUUUUUGGGCCAACAUGUCAACCAGCAGUCCCGAGGCGGUGAAGAAAUUGCUGGAGAACAUGCAGACGGACCUGCGCUCUCUCUCCAUGGAGUGUAAGAAGAAAUUCCCCCCAGUCAAAGAGGCCGCAGAGUCUGGCAUUGUGAAGAUUAAGACAAUCGCAGCCAGGAAUACCGACAUACUGGCAGCUCUAAAGGAGAAUAGCUCUGAAGUGGUGCAGCCUUUCCUGAUGGGCUGCGGCACCAAAGAGCCCAAGAUCACCCAGCUGUGUCUGGCUGCCAUUCAGAGGCUCAUGUCUCACGAGGUGGUGUCUGAGGCGGCGGCGGGGAACAUCAUCAACAUGCUGUGGCAGCUAAUGGAAAACAGUUUGGAGGAGCUGAAGCUCCUACAGACCGUCCUGGUGCUGCUGACCACCAACACGGUGGUCCAUGAUGAAGUACUUUCCAAGGCCAUUGUGCUGUGCUUCCGCCUCCACUUCACCAAGGACAACAUUACCAACAACACGGCGGCCGCCACUGUCAGACAGGUCGUCACCGUGGUCUUUGAGAGGAUGGUGGCUGAGGAUGAGCGUUUCAAAGGCAUUGUGGAGCAGCCUCCGCCUGUGCAGGGCAAUACCAACAGGCGGUCUGUCACCACAUUGAGGCCCAGUGCAAAAGACGCUUACAUGCUGUUUCAGGACCUGUGCCAGCUGGUAAAUGCGGACGCCCCCUACUGGCUGGUGGGAAUGACAGAGAUGACCAGGACGUUCGGAUUGGAACUGCUGGAGUCUGUCCUGAACGAUUUUCCGGGCGUGUUCCUGCAGCACCAGGAGUUCAGUUUCCUGCUAAAGGAGCGAGUGUGUCCGCUCGUCAUCAAGCUCUUCUCCCCCAACAUCAAGUUCCGCCAGGGGAGCUGCAGCGCCGCCUCACCGGCCCCCGUGGAGAAGCCUUACUUCCCCAUCUGCAUGCGGCUGCUGCGCGUGGUCUCAGUGCUCAUCAAGCACUUCUACAGUCUGCUCGUAACCGAGUGUGAGAUCUUCUUGUCUCUGCUGGUGAAGUUUCUGGACGGAGAAAAGCCUCAGUGGCUGCGAGCGGUGGCCGUAGAGUCGGUUCACAGGCUGUGUGUGCAGCCACAUUUAUUACGCUCGUUCUGCCAGUCUUAUGACAUGAAGCAGCACUCCACCAAGGUGUUCCGGGACAUCGUCAAUGCCCUGGGCUCCUUCAUCCAGUCCCUCUUCAUCACUCCCAACGUGGGCAACGUCUCAGCCGUCGGUGCACCAACUGGUGGCUCGGGUUCAGGGCCCCCGGGCACGGCUCAGGGCGGCCCAGGGCCAGGAGGGGUCAGCGGGAACCUCACGACCCAGGCAGCAUUUGAAUAUCGAGGCACUUGGAUCCCCCUGAUGACUGUCAGCGUCCAGGGCAGCGCCAAAGCCACCUACCUGGAAAUGCUGGACAAAGUGGAGCCCCCGUCCAUCCCCGAGGGCUACGCCAUGUCGGUGGCCUUCAGCGCCCUGCUGGACCUUGUCCGAGGCAUCACCACCAUGAUUGAAAGGGAACUGGCCACAGAGGAGGCGGCGGCAGCUGAGUCCAGAGAGGGGCAGCCUGGCAAAGAGUGGCAGCCACCAGCUGGAGCUCACCUGGUGUGGGAGGAGAUGGUCAGUGCCUGCUGGUGUGGUCUGCUCGCCGCCUUGUCCCUGCUGCUCGACGCCAGCACUGAUGAGACCGCUACGGAGAACAUCCUGAAGGCCGAGUUGACCAUGGCUUCGCUGUGCGGGCGACUGGGCCUGGUGACGCCGCGAGAUGCCUUCAUCACGGCCAUCUGCAAGGCCUCCCUGCCGCCGCAUUACGCACUGACUGUCCUCAGCAGCAACGCCGCCAACCUGUCCAGCAAAGCAUACUCUAUCCAGGGCCAGAGUGUGCAGAUCAUCAGCCCCUCCAGCGAGUCGCAUCAGCAGGUGGUGGCCGUCGGGCAGCCACUCGGUGCACAACCCCAAGGAACAGUUGUGCUGACUGCCAAGAACAUUCAGUGCAUGCGGACCCUGCUGAACCUGGCCCACUGCCACGGCGCAGUGCUGGGCACCUCCUGGCAGCUUGUACUGGCCACACUGCAGCACUUAGUGUGGAUUCUGGGAUUGAAGCCCAGCGUGGGCGGCGCCCUCAAACCCGGUAGAGCUGUAGAGGGACCCAGUACGGUGCUGACCACGGCCGUGAUGACCGACUUGCCUGUCAUCUCCAACAUUCUCUCGAGGCUUUUCGAGAGUUCCCAGUACCUGGAUGAUGUUUCCCUUCAUCACUUGAUCAACGCCCUGUGUUCUCUUUCCUUGGAAGCCAUGGAAAUGGCGUAUGGGAACAACAAGGAACCGUCUCUGUUCGCCGUGGCCAAACUGCUGGAGACGGGCCUGGUCAACAUGGAUCGUAUAGAGAUCCUAUGGAGACCUCUGACUGGACACCUACUGGAGGUCUGCCAGCACCCGAACUCCAGGAUGAGAGAGUGGGGGGCUGAGGCGCUGACGGCUCUCAUCAAAGCCGGCCUGGACUACAAGCACGAGCCGCCGCUCGGCCAAAAUCAGCGGCUGCAGCUUCUGCUGCUAAACCCCCUGAAGGAGUUGUCCAAUGUGCUGCAUGCAGACAUCCGGCAGAAGCAGCUGGAGAGUGUUCUGCAGAUCCUCCAGAGCCAGGGGGACAGCCUGGGCCCCGGCUGGCCCCUCGUCUUGGGUGUCAUUGGAGCCAUUCGCAAUGAUCAAGGUGAAUCAUUGAUCCGAACAGCUUUCCAGUGCCUGCAGUUGGUGGUGACCGACUUCCUACCCACCAUGCCUUGCACGUGCCUCCAGAUCGUAGUGGAUGUAGCCGGAAGUUUCGGGCUACAGAACCAGGAGCUCAACAUCAGCCUCACCUCUAUCGGCCUUUUGUGGAACAUUUCGGACUACUUCUUUCAAAGAGGUGAAACCAUCACAAAGGAGUUGGAGAGGGAUGAAAAGGCUCAGGUCAAGCAGGCCCGGGAAAGAGGAGAGACCCUGAACAGACCCUUCCACCCUGCCCCUCCCUUCGACUGCCUGUGGCUAUGCCUCUACGCCAAGCUGGGCGAGCUGUGCGUGGAUCCAAGGCCCGCUGUGCGAAAAAGCGCCGGGCAGACGUUGUUUUCCACCAUCGCAGCGCAUGGGACCCUGCUACAGCAGCCAACAUGGCACAUUGUGGUCUGGAAGGUGUUGUUCCACUUGCUGGACUGCGUGCGCAAGUCGUCCACCACGGCAGACAAAGAGAAGAUCGAGUCCGGCGGUGGCAACAUCCUCAUACACCACUCGCGUGACACAGCGGAGAAACAGUGGGCAGAGACGUGGGUGCUGACUCUUGCUGGGGUGGCGCGCAUUUUUAACACAAGGCAGUACUUCCUCCAACAGUUAGGGGAUUUCUUCGAGGCCUGGGAGGUUCUCCUCAACCACAUCCAGUCGGCGGCGCUCAGCAAGAACAACGAAGUCUCCCUGGCCGCCCUUAAGAGCUUUCAGGAGAUCCUUCAGAUCGUGACACCCGUGAAAGACUCUGACAGAGCAGGAGACGCCCUUGCUGCUAUAGGGGUCCCCCCGGUCCUUAUCGAUCCCCUCUCAGCGUCCGGUCCCGGCAGACCUCUCGUGCGCUCUGACUCGCUCGUGGAAAGGCUGACGCGGUACAACGGCGCCGAGCUGCAGGCCCCUCCGCCAGGGGAAGAGUCGGCCUUAGAGGACCUGGCCUUAUGGUGGUCGGCGUGGAACACGUGGUACCGCACGGGAACGGACAGCACGAGGCCGCCCAGUGGCCAGACGGAGAAGCUCUCCUUCAUCCCCAGCCAGCCGUUCCUUACGGCGUUGAUCCAAAUUUUCCCGGCUCUGUACCAGCACAUUAAGGGCAACUUCAGCAUGGAAGACCUGAAGAAGCUGGGGGUCAUCCUCCACGGUGCCGUGUCGGUGCCCAUCAGCAGCGAUGCCUCCCCCUUCAUCCUGCCCUCCUACACUGAGGCCGUGCUCACCAGCCUGCAGGAAGCCGUGCUCACUUCUCUUGAUGUUCUGCAGAAGGCCAUCUGUGUGGGCCCGGAGAACCUGCAGGUCAUGUACCCGGCCAUCUUUGAGCAGCUGCUGCUCUUCGUGGAGUUCUCCUGCAAGCCUCCACAGUACGGCAGGAUGGAAACCAAACACGUGGCUAAUGCCAAAUACAACCAGAUCCAGCUGUUUGCACCGGCCGAGUGGGUUGCCUUAAAUUAUGUGCCCUUUGCUGAGCGCUCUUUGGAGGUGGUAGUGGACCUGUACCAUAAAACGGCGUGCCACAAGGCCGUCAUCAACGCAAAGGUCCUGCAGAGCAUCAUCAAGACGCUGAGAAUGCCACUGGGUCUGAAGUACGCGUGUCCGUCGGAGAGCACCUGGAAGCUGGCCGUCUCCUCCCUGCUCAAGGUCCUGUCCAUCGGGCUGCCAGUGGCCCGGCAGCACUCCUCCUCUGGGAAGUUUGACACCAUGUGGCCCGAGCUGGCCAACGCCUUUGAAGACUUUCUCUUUACCAGAAGUUCGCCUCCAGAUAACUUGUCCAUUCAGGAAUUUCAAAAGAAUGAAGCCAUUGACGUCGAGGUGGUCCAGCUGAUCAGCACAGAGAUUUUACCGUUUGCCAAUUUCAUCCCCAAAGACUUUGUGGGCCAAGUCAUGGCCAUGCUCAAUAAAGGCUCCAUCCACUCACAGUCGCCUUCAUUCACAGAAGCCGAGAUCGACGUACGGAUGCGGGAGGGCUUCUCCAAGGUGUGCUUUGAGACCCUGCUGCAGUUCUCAUUCAGCAACAAGGCGUCCACGCCGCAAGAGGGCUACAUCUCGCGCAUGGCGCUCUCCGUGCUCCUCAAGCGGUCGCAGGACGUCCUCCAGCGCUACGUGGAGGAUGAGCGGCUGAGCGGGCGUUGCCCCCUGCCCAGGCAACAAGUGACAGAAAUCAUCUUUGUUCUGAAAGCUAUCAGUACGUUGAUGGACUCGUUGAAAAAGACCCAGCCAGAAAACGUGGACGACAGCACGUGGGCUCAGGUGAUCGCCUUGUACCCCACGCUGGUGGAGUGCAUUACCUGCUCCUCCUCGGAGGUCAGCUCGGCCCUGAAAGAGGCUCUGGGGCCCUUUAAAGACUUCAUGCAGCCCCCUAUGACCAGGCUGGUCCAGAAUGGAGACUCCUGACAUGUUUUUGGGUUUGUUUUGUUUUUUUAAAUGAUGAAGAAAUCUUGAAUGUGUCUUCUUGAUCCAUGUGCUUUAAAAGUGGACACACAUGAACUCCACGUGAGCUCCAUCCAUGAGGACCCAAAGUGACCUGAGAUUUAAGAGCACCACCCUCAGGCCAAAUCAGAUUCCUCAUCCUACCGCGCGUCAUUGGUUACACCCCCCCCAACCCCGCCCCCAUCCUCUUCCCUCCAUUUUCAUAUACAGACUGACCGCAAUGUUUGACAAACGUUAAUGUAAUUAGGAGGGACAGGAAGAGGAAAAAAAUGGGGCCUUAUGGGUCUGAAAAUGAACACUUUGGUUCCGUUGCAACAUUCUCAACAGUGAUGAUUUUAUGCAAGGAAACAAAUCUGAGCUGCAACAUUCCAUGUCAUCACUUGUCGGCCAUCUUGUGAAGGGAUGCACGUCAAUAAAUGGGACAGGUCUACAAUGGGUGUGCCUGACAGUUUUCUUCUGUGUCGAUUGCUUUUUAUGGGUGGUAUGAGAAGAAAAUGCGUUUUCCUAUGAGAGAAAAUGUUAAAAUAAUCAUACACGUGUGCCCAAAGUAUUUAUUGAAAUCUGGUUUAUUGCUAAAAUGUGCAAAGUGAUGCACACUGUAAAAUAAUAUGACAAUUUCCUUUGUACAUUAGGGCUGGGCAUAUUGAUCCAAAUAUCAAUAUUAUCAAUGCUAAGGUGGCUAUUGGUAUCAUAUUGAUACUAGUGUGAUGGGAUCAAUACCCUUGUCGCAGAUUUUCUUCUAUACAUCAAGAAAAUUACUCAACUUUCCCUUUAUGCAACAGCAGCGUCUUCUCUAGACUGUCAGUGUCAGCUUUGUCGCGGCAUACUUUGCCCCUCCCCCUCUCUUUAUUACUAAUUAUGAUUUUCACAAACAUCAGCAUUUAAUGGUAAUUAUUGUAUUGUUUGAUUAGAUUUUAGUACUUGUGUGUAUUUUUGUUGUUUUCUUCAUCUGUAAUACAGGGUUUCCGUGGGUCAUUAAGUCAUUUAACAAAUUGUGCGAAAAUGAGGGCCUUAAAUGACAUUAAAAAACAUUAAUUUCGAUGUCCAGCGGCAUGAGAAAAUGUAAUGCGGUGAAGUCGCACAUGUAUUAGCCAACCACAAGACGGAGAUUGAAAUUUCUUUGACGUGAUCAACUAAGCAACCAUUGCUGUCGCCACCACAACUGGCAGCUGCUGCUACCACUACAGAACAAUAAAUGAUCAGAUUAAACAGUCUUGUGAGCCUAUUGUAAUUCACAGAGUAAAAAUGAUUGUAAACUUUUAAACUAUUAAAGAUUAUCAUCGUCAAAUGCUUACAAUUGUGUCUAUACAAAAUGUUAUGGUUUUCACCAUCUGCAGUAGGACAUUUGUUUUGAGUGGCAUUAAAAGCAUUAAAUUAGAUUUGCUGAUACCUGCAGAAA